CAACGAGAAUGAUGAGUCAAGGUGCUCAUUCAUCACAUUUACUGAAAAGUUUCCAUGAUCUGUCAACAACUGCAAACAUACCACUUUCUUCUGCUAGUGUGACUGGUACUCGCUUUUUGGUUAAUUCUGCAAGCAUUUUACCAUCUCCGACUAUCGUGAUCAACAGGGAGUUUUGGAUCGAUUCUUUAAGCAUAUCACCAUCUUCAACUAGUGUGAUCAAAAGUAAGUUUUGGGUCCAUUCUGUAAGCAUGUCACCAUCUAAAACUGUGGUGAGAAACAGUGGGUUUUGGAUCAAUUCUUCAAGCACAACACCAUCUGCAACUACUGUGAUCAACAGCAAGUUUUGGGUCAAUUCUUCUUCUUUAAGCAUAUCACCAUCUUCAACUAGUGUGAUCAAAAGUAAGUUUUGGGUCCAUUCUGUAAGCAUGUCACCAUCUAAAACUGUGGUGAGAAACAGUGGGUUUUGGAUCGAUUCUUCAAGCACAACACCAUCUGCAACUAGUGUGAUCAACAGCAAGUUUUGGGUCAAUUCUUCUUCUUUAAGCAUGUCACCAUCUCAAACUACUGUGUCCAACAAGUCUUGGGUCAAUUCUUUAAGCAUAUCAGUAUCUUCAACUAGUGUGAUCAACAGCAAGAGUUCGUUCAAUUUUUUAAACGUAUCACCAUCUCCGACUAGUGUGAUCACUGGAAGCAGUUUAGUUGCUCCUGCAAUCUCUGGAACCUCAAAAUCGUUGUCCAUCCCAACUGUUGCAUCGCUAAUGCCGAGUCAAAAUGCAUCGUCAUUGCUGACAACUGGAAUCUCCUAUUAUUUAACACCAACACCUGUUGUUUCCAAUUCAGCGAAAUCAUUCCUAGAAAAUAAAACAAUUGUUCUCGUGAUUAUUGGUAGCAUGGCUGGUAUCAUUGCCAUCUUAACCAUUCUACUGUUUGUGAUGUUGAAACUAUAUUUGAAACAGAAACAUAAAGUCCAUCUCAAAACAGCUGACUUGAACUGUGGACGGUAUAUCGGAUCACAGCCUAAUACGAUCAAGUCUGAAUACUUCAAUGUGGAUGUAGAAGGUCGAUAUGGUUGGGUGGCUCCUGAAAAUCUUACAUCUAACAUAGGAUAUCAUGCAGUAAGUGUACAGUCGAGUUCAUUGUCAGUGAAUGAUACGUAUGAAGAGGUCUCUAAAACACAGUAUUCCAAUAAAGGUCAAUACAAGUAUGGAGACACUAGGGUAUGAGUUGGUUACCCGUUUGUGACUUUAGUAAAGAAUAACGUGUAUUGCUGAUUUAUUAGCUAUCGUGUGUAUUAGUCUGGUAUCUUGUGAAUUUUCGUUUGUGUAAAUACUGAGCAUUCA
Molecule: messenger RNA, 1340 nt
Organism: Corticium candelabrum
Lineage: Eukaryota; Metazoa; Porifera; Homoscleromorpha; Homosclerophorida; Plakinidae
Exons: 3
Coding region: 9-1223 (404 amino acids)
Source: RefSeq, a predicted model, not a curated record